AUGAAUUCGCUUUUGGUUACUACCACAACUGAAAAACAGGUCGAUGCCGCAAUUGUUUGGGAUCCUUUAGGGGGAAACCCAGUCGCUAGUUUAUCUGGUGAUAUGGCUUCGAAAUCGUCUAUCACCGGGUACUUCGGAGGUGUGGCUUGUGCAGCUGCCAGGAAACCUAUUAUACAGACUUGGAAUUUUAAUAGUGCUACCUCAGCGCACAAAAAUAUUUUGACGAAAGGAUUAGUUAGUGCUUUUGUUUUCACUCCCGAUGGAAAUUAUAUUAUCGUUGCAUUUGAUAGGGAAAUUUAUGUAUACCAGACUGUGAGUGGAUGCCUUAUGGGUGUUUUAGAAGGAUCCCAUUCUGCAAGAAUAUGUGAAAUGAAACUGUCCAAAUGGAAUUCAAACGGGCCAGCGUUUCUUGUUUCCGCUGAUAUAUCUGGGUUUCUAGCUUGUUGGUCCUUGGGGAGUCUUAUCAACGGACUAAACAUGAUGAAUACACAGAGUGCUACUGAAGUUGAGUCUCAUCAAAUGCCAAUCUAUCAAGUGCCAAACAUCUUCCGCUCUGUUAUGGAUGAUAUAGUUGUCGUGGGUGGAUCACAAGGUCUGAAGAUAUAUGCUUUGUAUGAUGGUUGUGUUCUUGGAUCAUUACUCACAAACGUUUCUGGUGGGCUGUUAAGUCUUUGUCCUUCACCUGACAACAAUGGAAAUCUAUUUUGUGGUGGGAAUGAUGGUUUACUAUACACUGCUUUUAUACAAUCUCAAAGGGGUUGCUAUUCUGCAGAUAAGGAAAUACAUCAUUGUUUCUCUGACUCCAAUUUUUCAGCUUCACAAAAAGCAAUAAUUAUGAUGGCGAUGGAUCCGAAUUGUGAAAUGUUAGUGGUAGGUGCGCGCUUUGGGCUAAUUGAAAUACUAAGACCUGACUCGUUACUCACUUGCGUACAGCGGUUCUCAGUGUUUAAUCCGUCCAUAACCAACGAUUCAACAAAUACUUGUUUGACAGGUUUAUGUUUAAUACCUCGCCCUGAUUGGUUAUCUAAUACCGUUGGAAUAGAAUCAGUUGAUGCUAAAACUUCAUCCAAUUCCGAUCAUUAUACAGAUCAAAAUGGAGGUUUGAACUCUUCUAAUCCUCGGACAUGUUUUAUUGAACCAUUCAAAUCCCACUUUGGUUGGAGGCUUGAUGAUACAGUGUGUGUCCGCAUACCUGAAUUAGCAGAGAAGUCGAAUUUUUCAUCAGAAGAAGCAAGUAUCUUUAUGGAUGAUUUUUACCCUGUUUCAGGUAUGAGCCAAAUAAAACUUGACAGUUUGGGAAGUGAAGAGCAUAAAGUUUUAAGACAAGAAAUUGAUCGCGUUACUGCAUCCAAUCGCGAGCUACUUCGAAGACUUAUCAAUUUUGAAUUGAGAUCGUCAGUGUGA
Schistosoma mattheei is the source of this 1404-nucleotide messenger RNA. The record is from the annotation of a GenBank genome assembly. NCBI's taxonomy places the organism in Eukaryota, Metazoa, Platyhelminthes, Trematoda, Strigeidida, Schistosomatidae.